AUGAGUCAAGGGGAUCUGUUAUCUCCCUUUUUGUUUGUGUUGGUGAUGGAAAUGUUGUCUCGAUUGUUAAAUAAGCCUCUUAAGUCGUUUAGGUUCCAUGAUCGGUGUGAGCUUGUGGGCUUAACGCAUCUGGUCUUUGCUAAUGAUUUGAUUCUUUUCUGUCCAACAGAGAGAGUGUCUCUGGAGUUUGUGAAGCAGGUUCUGGUGGAGUUUGCAGAGCUGUCUGGGUUAGUUGCAAAUGUGGGGAAGAGUUUCGUGUUUGUAGCGGGAGUGGAUUCUAGUGUUGAUAGGGAUCUUGUCGCGUUUAUGGGGUUCAACCUUGGUUCGUUGUCUGUUAGGUAUCUCAGGUUACCUUUAUUGGUUGGUAGGUUAAGGGCUGUGGAUUCCGCACCGUUGAUUCAGAGAAUUACAGCUCGUAUUAUAAGUUAG
Benincasa hispida (wax gourd) is the source of this 429-nucleotide messenger RNA. Lineage: Eukaryota; Viridiplantae; Streptophyta; Magnoliopsida; Cucurbitales; Cucurbitaceae. The record is from RefSeq and is a predicted model, not a curated record.